GCUCUUUUAUAUAGGGAAGAAAUGGUUUCGUCUCGGCCCGCUUCAAUACUGCCAGUUACCCCGGGGGAUGGCGGGGCAUUGUGUCCCCGCCUCCCGGGAGGCAGUGAGAUAGCCCGAUGAUGUGACUUCUGAUCAUCAACAAAUACUUGAUUUCGUUACUAGGGUCUAUCCUCACUCAUUAGCUCAAGAUGGGAGCCUAUCGUUACGUGCAGGAAUUGUACCGUAAGAAGCAGAGCGAUGUCAUGCGCUAUCUGCUGCGUGUCCGCGUCUGGCAAUACCGCCAGCUGACCAAGUUCCACCGUGCUCCAAGGCCAUCCCGCCCGGACAAGGCUCGUCGCCUGGGCUACAAGGCCAAGCCGGGUUUCUCGAUCUUCCGCAUCCGUGUGCGCCGUGGUGGCCGCAAGCGCCCAGUCGCCAAGGGUUGCACCUACGGUAAGCCCAAGAGCCAUGGUGUCAACCAGCUGAAGCCGUACCGUUGUCUGCAAUCCGUCGCUGAGGAACGUGUUGGCCGUCGUGUGGGAGGUCUCCGUGUGUUGAACUCCUACUGGAUUGCCCAGGAUGCCGCCUACAAGUACUUCGAGGUCAUCAUGGUCGACAUCGCCCACAAUGCCAUCCGUCGUGAUGCUAAGAUCAACUGGAUCACCCGGGCCGUGCACAAGCACCGUGAACUGCGUGGUCUUACCUCGGCCGGCAAGAGCAGCCGUGGACUGGGCAAGGGCUACCGCUACGCUCAGACCAUCGGAGGAUCCCGGCGGGCGUGCUGGCGUCGUCGCAACCGUCUGCACAUGCGCCGUUACCGUUAAGCCGGUGCCGGUGGUGGCGAUUGUUAAGGCCGUUGCUGCUGCAGCGGCGGUGGCUUAACGGAUGCUGCUAUUGUUUUCUGCUGUAUUUUCAUCUGGAUAAUAACAUUGUGCAAAUGGAUACUGUUUGUAUAAGGGAAUAAAUCAAUGUAC
Molecule: messenger RNA, 953 nt
Organism: Ochlerotatus camptorhynchus
Lineage: Eukaryota; Metazoa; Arthropoda; Insecta; Diptera; Culicidae
Product: large ribosomal subunit protein eL15
Exons: 2
Coding region: 189-803 (204 amino acids)
Biological process (GO): cytoplasmic translation
Cellular component (GO): ribosome; cytosolic large ribosomal subunit
Molecular function (GO): RNA binding; structural constituent of ribosome
Source: RefSeq, a predicted model, not a curated record